AUGGACACCUACACAGUCAGUGAUCACUGUGCACUAUUGUGGGAAGUAUCCUCCGAACAAAGCACUGGAAGAGAACACAGGAAAACUAAGACAAUUGGUUGGAAGAUAAGUGCCUUCGACCUUGAAGUAUUCAUGGUGGCUCUUAAUAGUGAACCAAUCAGUGAUGGAAAUGCAAAAAAUAUGGCAAAAUAUCUGAUGAAGAGAAUUACAGAAGCCUGCGACACUGCCAUGCCCAGGAAACGUGCUGUGAUCCGGCUUUCUUCGAUGCAUUGGUGGAACGAGGACAUCAGAAACCUCCGGAAAAAGUGUCUUAAGGCGAGAAGAACAGCACAACGCUGUAGGAAAAGACCAAACUAUGAGGAAGUGGUGGCAGUAUAA
Molecule: messenger RNA, 378 nt
Organism: Arctia plantaginis
Lineage: Eukaryota; Metazoa; Arthropoda; Insecta; Lepidoptera; Erebidae
Source: the annotation of a GenBank genome assembly